This is a messenger RNA of Lactuca saligna, 429 nucleotides long. NCBI's taxonomy places the organism in Eukaryota, Viridiplantae, Streptophyta, Magnoliopsida, Asterales, Asteraceae. The record is from the annotation of a GenBank genome assembly.
AUGACUUGGAUGUUGGAUGGAGGAUCCGACUGGGGUGUUCUCCCGAUCCCUUUGCCUAAUGCGUGUUUGUACAAUCCUCAGGAGGGUAAAUUUGGGGUCCCGAUCGCUUUGUUUGAGGCAGAUUUACGCUUUCCUACCACCGAUUUCUUCAACUCGAUCAUCCGGGAGUACGAAUUUUCAGUUAGAGAGUUGACCCCUAUCGUUGUCAACAAGAUAGUGGGCUUUGAACUCCUUUGCCGCGCCCUAGGCCAUUUGUCGACGAUUCCUGCUUUUAAGCAAUUUUUUAACACCUCUACCCAGUCAGGGACUCGAACUCUUUCAAACAAAAUUUUGUUUGGUGUUGACAAGGAACUGGCUGAUACCCUACAAAAUUCUUGGCCCUCAGGAGGGCUCGUGGGAAGAUGCAUGAAUUCUUCGUUGAGAAAAUAG